AUGUUCGGGAUUACACUCAAGAUUUGGGAACUCGGCCCGACAUCUUUCGGUAGCGACGGCAUUCAAUGGGGCGUAACUAAUAGAGCGAACUUCACCUUCAUUCUACCAAAGGAGGCUCCUGCCGGUCAAUAUCUCGUUCGGAUUGAACACAUUGCGCUUCAUGGAGCUGGGGACUUCGGCGGUGCCGAGUUUUACUUCAACUGCGCACAGAUCGAGGUCGAGAGUGACAGUAAGGAAACUCCGGGGCCAGUCGUUAAAAUUCCUGGUGUUUGUACUGGAUAUGAGCCUGGUAUUUCGUUUUACAUUUACCGCCACUACUGGAGGAACUAUACCAUGCCUAGCCCCAAAGUCUGGCCGCUCAGUAUCGGUAACUCCAUCUACGCCGAGGGUGUAACUGGCACCCCCACGGGCACUUGGUCGGCGCCAGCUGUGACUCCUAUGAUUGGGUCCACAACGGCCAUAUCUAGCAGCGAAGUGUCUAGAUACUCUACCCUGUUGGCCGCGUCACACAAAGUCCAAUACCCCUCUAGCAAUGUUCCCACCAUGUCCGUGGUGACAUCCGAGGCCGCAGCCGAGACCACAUCUAUCCUGAGCUCCUCAGAUCAAAUCACCGAUAAUGAUUGCGAGACAGUCACGGUUACUACCACGACCACCACCACCAUUCCUGAAGAUUCUCUUGCCACAAUGGAGAGCGCUUGUGUUCCUGAUAAAAUCACGACUACAGCCACAGUCACCGUCUUUGCAACAGGCAAUUAA
Molecule: messenger RNA, 756 nt
Organism: Penicillium daleae
Lineage: Eukaryota; Fungi; Ascomycota; Eurotiomycetes; Eurotiales; Aspergillaceae
Product: glycosyl hydrolase family 61-domain-containing protein
Exons: 1
Coding region: 1-756 (251 amino acids)
Source: RefSeq, a predicted model, not a curated record